UCUAAUCUUGAUUUCCAUCUCAGUUCAUUACAUCACAACAGUCAAAUACCCCGGGUUUUCUACUUAACCUUACAUCUUUAACAACCAACUCUACUUCUACACCAACACUCAACUACCAACCACACACAACACCAUCAACAUGCUCUUCACCAAGAUCGCCGUUCUCUCCAUCGCUGGCCUCGCUGCCGCCAUCAACGCCGCUCCCGCCAUCACCCAGGCCCCUGAGGUCCGCCGCGAUAUUGGCGACGAUAUCGAGACCUGGGCCAAGGACAAGGCCAACGACGCCCAGACCUGGGCUGAGGGCCACGCCUCCGAAGCUGAGUCUUGGGCUAAGGACAAGGCUUCCGAUAUCAAGAGCUGGGGUGAGGAUCACGCCUCUGAGGCCGAGUCUUGGGCCAAGGAUAAGGCUUCCCACAUCAGCACCGCCAUCGAUGCCGCUGAGACCUGGGUCUCCACCAAGGCUGGUAGCGUCGCUUCCCGUGUCAGCAGCGCCGUGAACGAGGCUGCCACCAGCACCGACGAUGACGACGAUAACGACAACGCCGCCGUGAGCCUGCGCGGCCAGGCUGGUGCUGUCGCCGCCCUGGUUGCCCUCGGCGCCACUGCUUUCGGCUUCAUCAUGGCUUAAGCGCAAUACAACAACGUCACGACCUUCGAGAUACCCCCUCGCGCGAAAAAGGCAUACACAUUUUUUCAUGAUUACCGGAGUUUGGGGACCCAAGGGCAUUAGAGUACGAGCAACACGAUAGAACGUCGUUGCCGGAACUGGCUGGGCAUAGGGCAUAAUGCAACGGUUUAACGACGUGCAAAGCACAGAACUGUUUUCUAGACAAGCAUCAAUUCAUUAAACAUUUUUACUUU
Fusarium vanettenii 77-13-4 is the source of this 861-nucleotide messenger RNA. RefSeq lists its product as uncharacterized. NCBI's taxonomy places the organism in Eukaryota, Fungi, Ascomycota, Sordariomycetes, Hypocreales, Nectriaceae. The transcript has a single exon. The record is from RefSeq and is a predicted model, not a curated record. The coding region runs from base 140 to 628 and encodes 162 amino acids.